This is a messenger RNA of Rhagoletis pomonella (apple maggot), 436 nucleotides long. Its product is annotated as ATP-binding cassette sub-family G member 4-like. Gene Ontology annotation, cellular component: plasma membrane. Gene Ontology annotation, molecular function: ATP hydrolysis activity; ATP binding. Lineage: Eukaryota; Metazoa; Arthropoda; Insecta; Diptera; Tephritidae. The annotation marks the transcript as partial. The record is from RefSeq and is a predicted model, not a curated record. The transcript is spliced from 2 exons.
CGACUGGCUUUGCAAAUAAAAACAAAAACAAAAAAUAAAGGUCACAAACAGUUGUUACGCAGCAUCAAUGGGCAAUUUCGAGCGCACGAACUAACCGCUAUUAUGGGACCGUCAGGAGCGGGGAAAACUACAUUAUUGAAUCUACUUGCCGGCUAUGGCGCAAAGAAAACAUCAGGCGAAAUUAUGGUCAACAAUAGUCCGCGUAACAUGAAAAUUUUCCGCAAAAUGUCACGUUACAUCAUGCAAAACGAUGUGCUGGAUCCACAUUUCACGGUGCUGGAAGCGAUGUUGUUGGCCGCCAAUUUGAAAUUAGGCAACGAACUGAAUAGCGCACAGAAAUUAGAAGUGGUGAGUUAAAAGUUAGGGCAAUUCUACAAUUGAAAGCUCUUUUCCUUUUUCGAAAGACUAAUUGAGAGAUCUACUAACGAGGAGGUCU